AGCCCUGUGAUCUGGACAGUAUUCUGCUUGCUGUUACCAAGGAAGCUCAAGAUGAAUCCUACUGAGAACAGCCAGAGCUUCUUCAACCUUCCAGCCAGCCCUCAGGCCCAGAGGGAGGAAAGGGGCCUGGAGGGUGACCAGGCCCCCAUAGCUGCCGGGAGCCAGGUGGCUGCUACUGCAAGCACCUCAGGGAAUGUGUCUGCCGGAGGAACACUCAGUUCUCCCCAGAGUGCUGAGAGAGCCUCCUCUCCUCCCACUGCCAUGGGAGGGGCUUCUGGUGAGGCCUCUGGCAACCAAGCAGGAGGGGUGGCUGAGCCUGAGUAUCCCUCGCAGGGUAUACUAAAUGGAAAGAUAGUUGAUUUGGUGAGAUUCCUACUCAUCAAGUUUCGAAGGAUGGAGCUAGCCACCAAGUCAGAAAUGAUGAAUAGGGCCAUGAGAGAUUAUGAGGAAUACUAUGCUGUGAUCUUUAGUAAGGCUUCUGAGUGUAUGAGGUUGAUCUUUGGUAUUGACAUGAUGGAAGUGGACCCGUUUGUCCACUCCUAUUUCCUUUAUCCUACCCUGGGAAUCACCUAUGAUGGGAUGAUGCACGGGGUUGUAGGUGUACCCAAGACAGGCCUGCUUAUAAUUGUACUAUGCAUCAUCUUCAUAGAAGACAAUUGUGUCAGUGAGGAGGUGUUCUGGAAUGUGUUGAAUAGCCUAGGGCUGUAUGCUGGGAUGGAUCAUUUCAUAUUUGGGGAGCCCAGGAGUCUCAUCACUGAGGAUUUUGUCCAGGAAGGGUAUGUGGAGUACAGGCAGGUACCCAACAGCUGUCCCCCUCGCUAUGAGUUCCUGUGGGGCCCAAGGGCCUAUGCAGAAACCACCAAGAUGAAAGUCUUGGAAUUUUAUGCCAGCAUUGUUAAGCAGGAUCCUAGAUCCUACCCUGAGAAGUAUGCAGAGGCUUUGAGGGAGCAGCAAGAGCGAGUCUAGGGCAGAGAAGCCCAGCAGAUAAAAGGCACUACUGUUCUGACCAGCACAAGUUCUACUGAACUAGCAGUUUCCAAUCCCUGUUAGGUCAGGCAGAGGAGUAAAGUAAGUAGUCAAAUGCUGGGAAAAAGAGUGAAACUUUCCUUUCUUAGUAUUCUGUUUGAGUGACUUGAGGAGGCUCAUUAUUUUUAAGAUUUUGCUACUUUCAUUACAAAGUUAAUUUGCUUGAGA
This is a messenger RNA of Mesocricetus auratus (golden hamster), 1194 nucleotides long. Its product is annotated as melanoma-associated antigen 11. Gene Ontology annotation, cellular component: nucleus. Gene Ontology annotation, biological process: negative regulation of transcription by RNA polymerase II. Lineage: Eukaryota; Metazoa; Chordata; Mammalia; Rodentia; Cricetidae. Bases 52 to 966 code for a protein of 304 amino acids. The record is from RefSeq and is a predicted model, not a curated record. The transcript has a single exon.